Molecule: messenger RNA, 3521 nt
Organism: Acromyrmex echinatior (Panamanian leafcutter ant)
Lineage: Eukaryota; Metazoa; Arthropoda; Insecta; Hymenoptera; Formicidae
Source: RefSeq, a predicted model, not a curated record
CAGGAGGGAAUCAGGGAGAAAUCAAAUUUAACGGAUUUUCUUUUCUCUCAGCUGCUCUCAGCUCUCAGCUGCUUUCAGCAGUCUCAGUUGUACACUGUGCACAAGUGUGUGGUAUAUACGUGAAUAAAAUGAUUCCAUCGAAACCUAGAAGAAGUGAAUCUAGACGGUCAUCGAUUCUUAAACCAUGUAAACCACGGCAACCAUUACAAAAUGUAAAUUUUGAUUCUUCGUCCAAUGAAAACAGUCCAACUUCAUCAAAAAACAAGAGACGUGUUAGUUUUGCGGAGAAAAAACAUGUCAAAGAAUUUUGUCAUUCUACUGAACAAGGUACUGUAUGGGAUAGUACAUAUGAAGAACAGGAUUCUACUUUAAAAGGAUCUUUUGUAAUUGAUCAGAAUGUUGAAGGUACCUAUUUAGUUCAUAAUCAACUACCGCAAGGAUCUAUCACAAUAGCCAAUGAAGAAAAUAAUGAUACAAACUGUAAUUUAGGUUUUACUACAGUACUAAAUAAAUCUUGUAUAUCUAAUGAUUUGGUAUCAAGUAAUUUGGAUACAAAAUAUAUGCAGUUGUCUGAUGAAGAAUCUCAAUUUGGACAAAUUAUAGUAACAGAUACAUCUAAAAAUAUAAAAUCAAACAACAUUACGAUAUAUAGAGAUUCUGAUGAAGAAGACUGUGAAGAUAAUGUUGCCAAGAAAUAUCCUUCCGAGUUCUAUUCUAAUAAUGUUGACUCUGAAUUAGACAAAACACGUAUUCAAGAUUUCUCUAUGGAGCUAACAGCACCAAUAUCUACAUUUUUAGUAUCUUCAGAUUUACAAGAAGAUGCUGAUAUAUGUCAUACAAAUAAUACAAUUUUCGAUACUUCAAUGGAAAUGACUAUGGCAUCAUCUAAAAUGAAUGAAAAGGUCAAUAAUGAAAUUACAGUCAAAGAAAGAGCUCUGAUAAAGGAUCAAACUGAUAAAACUGAGAUUUUUAAUGAUGUACUGAUGGAAAUGACAAAACCUCUAGGUACCACAUUGUUUUCAAAUGUUUGCAAUAAGGAGAAUAUUAAUGUGGAUGAACCAAUAUAUUUAGAUGAUAGAACUAUGUUUUUCCAUAAUGUAUCUAUGGAAAUGACCAAGGCAGUGUCGACAAGAAACGAACAAGAAAUUACUGAUAGAAUUAUUUGCAAAUCAUCUGAAGAAAAUACAGGUAGUAAAAAGGAUAUAAAUAAAUCGGACUGUUUUAAUGAAAAAACACUAACAUUAUGCAAGUCUAUGGAAUUUACUGAAAUUCUACCAGUUCCCUCAUACCAAGAGAAAAUGUUUCAUGCUGCACACAUUGCUCACUCAAACAAAAAUACAUGUGAAAUAGAAAAAAACGAUCAAACUAAAUUUUUCGAUGAUGCAUCAAUGGAAAUAACAAAGUCAUUAAGUGUAGCACCUUUAAACAUUGACAAAGCGAAUUUAAAAAUUGAUGAAUUAAUAUCAAAAAAUGAUAAAACUAUACUCUUCCCUGAUGUGUCCAUAGAAAUGACUACAGCGAUAUCAAGAAAAGAAAUUACUCAACCAAUUUGUAAAUCAAUAUCUAAAGAGAAUACACAUGAAGAAAAAAAUAGGAAUGAUUCAAUUUGCUUUAAUGAAAGAACCAAAUUGUUAUGUAAAUCUAUGGAAUUUACCGAAGUCGUCCCAAUCUCUUUGCACGAGAUAAUAUUUAGUACUACUGAUACUACUCAUACUACACAGUCCGUAUCAUUUUCUCAAACGUUGUCAAAAACAAUCUCAAUACCAACUGAAAAUUUCGCGAGAGUAUCAUGUCAAACUGAUGUAGUUGCAAAUAAAACCAUUCAAGAUAUAUCAAUGGAAAUAACUACUGCAGUACCAUCAACAUUAUAUCUUACACAAGAUGUGAAAGUAAAUGAAACAGAGAAUUUAAUCAUUUCUAAAAAUGAUGAGUUCCAACAUUUAAUGACAAAUAAUAAUCUAACAGAAUUAAGGAGAGAUGUAACAAAAGAAAAUUUUACAAUUCCAAGGGAAAUUAUAGAAGCAGAAAAUAUUAGACACGAUGAAUUGUCUAACAUUUCCAUUACUCAAUCUCCACUGAAUAAUUCAUUAAGUACAAACUCAAAAAAUGCCAGCGGUAAAAAAAGAAUGUCUGAUGACAAUGAAAAAUCAUAUUCAAAACGAGUUCGCAAUUCUUUUAUGGAAAUUCAGUCUUCUCAAGUAUCUUUAAGUGAUGUACAUUCAUUUUCUAGUACUGGCGCUAACUAUGUAAAUGAUUUAAAUGAUAUUGAACAAAAACAUAAUGAUUCUGUAAAGGAAACAAUAGAUCAUACACAGAUAUCUGAUUCAAAUCUUAGGAAUAGUCUAGACGAGAUUAGUAAAUAUAGUUUUUCAAGAAAAAGUUUAACACAUCUGAAAGAUAGUUUCGAAGAAUUACAAUCAAUUAAACCACCAUCGUUCGUACAUUUAGACAGCGAGGAAGAAAGCUCUUUCUACGAAAUUCAACAUGAAUUUCAGUCAUCGACCAUCACUGAUAUACCAAUAAAUAAUACUUCUAACCAAUUAAUAGUAAAUAAUGUGACAGAAUACAACUGUCCAACAAAUUCGAAAGAAAACGAUUAUUUCACAAUUUUAAGAGAAAAAGAGGAAUCAAGAAAUACUGAGAACAAUCAAACAGAAGAUCGCCACGAAAAUACUAUAAUGAAUAAAGCUGAAGAUAAUCAGGAAAUUGAUUGCCAAGUGAUAAUAAAGACAAUUAUCAAUGACAAUCAACUUAAUAAAUCAAAUUAUCAUACGACAAAGAAUAUUAAUGAGAAAACCGUACUAUCAAUGAAUGCUAAGGAUGAGAAAAUUGUAAUAGAAACAAAAAAACGUAGUGAUCAUCUCGAAGGCACAAGAGUAAUAAAUGAAGAGCAAAUAAAUCCUGAAAAACAUAAAAUAAAUUUAAAUGAUGAAGUGAAACAACAAAAUAUGAGACAGAAAGACAAAUGUGGAACAGAAGGACUCGUAACAACAUAUAAUGUUAGCCCGACUAACGAAGACGUUAAAAACGAAGAUCCAUUUGUAAUAUUAUUGCAAAAAUUAGAAACGCAUGCCGCAGGUGAUUCACACGAUAUAUCGUCGACGUUGUCAUUCUCGUUCUUUUCGUUGUCGUCAAUGGUGACGAUACCUGCUCCAGCUCCGGUGGAGUCAGUACGGAAAGCGCGACUAUGGCAAGUGGGCGUAAGAGCCGGGAGAGAGAACGUCGUCCUGUGUUCCAUACAUGGCUAUGCUAUGUGGAAACCAAGAGACACAGAGACGGACGGACCGACAUGGACCGGGGGAGUCCCCACCGUGUGGACGAAGCGAUUCCUUGGCAAGGCUUGUGAUGUACAACAAUUAUGCGGCGAUAUCGCGAGGGAUAAGGUACUGAGGAGUCGAAAUACUGCUAAACGUGACAACUUAGUAGAACAUAAGCAGGAAGAAACUCGCAGACUCUUGAAGAAGGGAUAUGGUGACAGAAAACGUCUAAGGAUCCUUGAAGAUUAUUCUUCAUUAAUAUAG